Molecule: messenger RNA, 1793 nt
Organism: Cuscuta campestris
Lineage: Eukaryota; Viridiplantae; Streptophyta; Magnoliopsida; Solanales; Convolvulaceae
Source: the annotation of a GenBank genome assembly
GAAAAUAAAUAUUUAGUUACUUAAAAUGAGCCUUCACUAUUCAACUGUGGAGUGUGAACAUGUGAGUCAGUCAUUUGACCAUACGAGAGUGUCGAGCUGCAAAACAAGAUGAUGGCUGGUGAAGUGGAGAAGUCAACAUUCUUCGUCGCUGUCCACGUAGGCGCCGGAUACCACGCGCCGUCGAAUGAGAAAGCUCUCCGAUUCGCCAUGAAACGCGCAUGCAUCGCCGCCGCCUCCAUCCUACGGAAGGGUCCCGGUGGAUGUAUAGAUGCUGUCACCGCAGCGGUUCAAGUGUUGGAGGACGAUCCAAAUACAAAUGCCGGGCGAGGUUCAAAUUUGACUGAGGAUGGUUAUGUGGAAUGUGAUGCAAGUAUUAUGGAUGGUGAUUCCGGAGCAUUUGGUGCUGUAGGGGCAGUGCGAGGUGUUAGAAAUGCCAUCCAGAUUGCUGCAUUAUUAGCAAAGGAUCAGCUUUCUGGUUCAACACUGCUAGGGCGGAUAUCCCCUAUGUUUUUAGUGGGUGAAGGUGCACGAGCAUGGGCAAAAUCUAGAGGUGUUGCUCUACCAGAAUCAAUAAAAGAAGCCGAAGAGUUGCUUGUGACUGAGAGGACCAGAAACCUGUGGAGAAAAUACCGAGGGAUGCUUGAUGGUGCUAAAGCUGUUAAUGAUGUUUCUUUCACACCAAGCACUUACAAUCCUAUAGGACCUUGUGCAGUUUUAGAGGCUCGAUUGCAUGAUGAGUUAAAUGGAAGCACAAGUAGUGACCAAUUUUCCUUGCAAAAGAACCCAGAUGAGGACUGUGUUAGUGACACUGUUGGAGUAAUUUGUGUUGAUUCAGAAGGUCACAUUGCAUGUGGGGCCUCAAGUGGCGGUAUUGCCUUGAAGGUCAGUGGACGUGUUGGUUUAGCAGCAGCAUAUGGUUCUGGAUGUUGGGCAUCAUCAAAGGGACAGUUUGGAGCCCCAUUUAUAGUCGGUUGUUGUGUUAGUGGUGCUGGAGAGUAUCUAAUGAAAGAAUUUGCUGCUAGGGAAUGUUGUGUAUCCUCAUCUGUAUCUCAAGCUGGACCGGCAUCUGCUUGCACAAAAGUUCUACGCUCUGUCACUCUAGAAAACGGUAGUGACUAUGGCUCUGACAGAAGUGGUGGAAUAUUACUAGUUCAAGCAGAGGCUUCUCGAAUGGUUGCUGCUGGAAACUUGCCCUUGCUGGAAGCCGUUGAAAUUGCAGCUGCAUUUUCUUCUUUGUCAUUCGGAAUUGGGUAUUUCGGAAGCUCAUUGGAGAAGCCCAAGGUUUCUAUCCUUAGAAGCUCAAAGAAGCAUAGCAGAAAUGGGUUAAAUGAGUUUGCAGCGCGAAUCAAACUCCUACCGUAGAUCUGUUUUUACUCAUUCUGCAGGUGAAUUUCUGUUUGCUGCAAUAAAAAAUCUAGGUUUUGGAGUGAAAUGUGCAACUCAGGUAUUGAGAUGAUAUGGGAGCUGUAAUCAGGGUGUUGCUAAAUCCACACCCAUUUUGACUAAAUCCACCCCUUUUAUGUUAAAUGUACAAGUUUGCCCUUAAAAAUUGACUUGGAUCAAAAUGAUCUCUUUUGUAUUUUAAGGGUAAAAUCGUCAAUUUAACACAAAAAGAGUGGAUUUAGCGGAAAUGGGAAUGAAUACAGCAACACCCCUCUAAUUAUUACUUCAUCCAUCUCCCAUUUUAUGUGUUGUAUUAUGUUAAAUAAUGUCCAUUUUCUCAUUAUAGGAAUCACAAAAUAUUCUCAAUUCACCUAUUUUCCUUUACUUUUGACUAAAUUGGAUUCAUCCAU